UGCCGCCACCACCAAAAUGGCGCCGGCCAUAAUGCCGCCACCGCCAAAAUGGCACCGGCCAUGAUGCCACCACCAUCGCCGGGUGCACCGCCUUCGCCACCGUGGAUGACGCCAGCAAUGGAUCCUGUGUCACCCAAGGUGGAACUGCCAAAGAAUAACGUGCCACAGCCCACGAAUCCAUUAAAGAGCAUCAAAUGGUCCAAGCUGCCGGAUGCCAAGCUCCAGGGCACCGUCGGGAGCGAGCUUGACGAGAGCAAGCUGUAUAACAUGGAUUUGGAGUCGAUAAACAAGCUCUUGUCGGCUUAUCAAAAGAAUGGGGUAUCGGCCACCGAUAGCUCCGAUGAGGAUCGAUUCCCCACUACGAGUAAAGGCUGA
Molecule: messenger RNA, 375 nt
Organism: Drosophila serrata
Lineage: Eukaryota; Metazoa; Arthropoda; Insecta; Diptera; Drosophilidae
Product: disheveled-associated activator of morphogenesis 2-like
Source: RefSeq, a predicted model, not a curated record